UUUUCAGGUGAGCAUCGUUUGAAUCAUGUCAUCUACUGAUAAUGGUAUCGGGACAGUGUCUUGUGUAUCAAGAGAAGAUGUCUCGGACACUAAUCACAUAAAACGACCAAUGAAUGCUUUUAUGGUUUGGUCACGAAUCAGAAGAAAACAUAUAUCAAACGACUAUCCCAGGCUUCAUAAUUCGGAAAUUUCAAAAUUAUUAGGAAGUGAAUGGAAAAUGCUUUCAGAAAUAGAUAAAAUGCCAUUUAUCGAUGAAGCCAAACGAUUACGCAGUCAACAUAUGAUCGACUAUCCCAAUUACAAAUACAAACCACGUAGGAGAAACAGAGAAACCAAAGAGAGCUUAUUGAAGAAAAGUAAAUCGUCUAUCGGAGGCUUCUGUGAUCCUCUUCAGUUAGCUAUUAACAGAACUUUUUAUAAUCCAUGUGGUAAAAAUAAAUAUUUCUUAUAA
Messenger RNA from Sitophilus oryzae (rice weevil), 451 nucleotides. RefSeq names its product transcription factor Sox-3-B-like. The record is from RefSeq and is a predicted model, not a curated record. The coding region runs from base 26 to 451 and encodes 141 amino acids. The transcript is spliced from 3 exons. Lineage: Eukaryota; Metazoa; Arthropoda; Insecta; Coleoptera; Curculionidae. Gene Ontology annotation, biological process: cell differentiation; regulation of DNA-templated transcription; anatomical structure morphogenesis. Gene Ontology annotation, molecular function: DNA-binding transcription factor activity, RNA polymerase II-specific; RNA polymerase II cis-regulatory region sequence-specific DNA binding.